AUGCAACGGGCGAUUGCCCAAGAAAGCGGAUCGNUUGGAAUCCAAACCGCAAUCCUCAGAGGAUUGCCCAAGAAAGCGGAUCCUCUGAUUUGGUAAAAACGUGAUCCUCCCCAGAGGAAACCCCUCACCCAAAACUCUGGAGGAUCACCUUCCUAAAUCCUCUGGAGGAAGUUGUAAUGUAUUCCCCGUGGAGUAUUUCUUCCAACGAUCCUCCAGAGGAUUUCGAACAGUGAUCCUCCAGGGCUUUGGGUGAGGGUUUCCUCUGGGGGGAUAACCUUUUUACCAAAUCAGAGCUUCCGCUUUUUUGGGCAAUCCUCUGAGGAUUGCCGUUUCACCUAUCCU
Ectocarpus sp. CCAP 1310/34 is the source of this 342-nucleotide messenger RNA. The record is from the annotation of a GenBank genome assembly. Lineage: Eukaryota; Phaeophyceae; Ectocarpales; Ectocarpaceae.